Messenger RNA from Heterobasidion irregulare TC 32-1, 396 nucleotides. RefSeq lists its product as uncharacterized. Lineage: Eukaryota; Fungi; Basidiomycota; Agaricomycetes; Russulales; Bondarzewiaceae. The record is from RefSeq and is a predicted model, not a curated record. The coding region runs from base 1 to 396 and encodes 131 amino acids. The transcript is spliced from 2 exons.
AUGACGGUUGAUGAAUAUUCCAACCAAUUCAUCCUCAUUGCCGCCGAUGCCGACAUCUCCGACAAGGAGCAAGUCCCUUACUUCCAACGCGGGUUAGACCCGCGCAUCAUGGACAAAAUAUAUGACAAAGAAGGAGAGGAAACCGCGCGGUUGAUCUGGAGGGAGAAGACGACGCACCCGCUAUGGGAAACCAAGCGGGAAUAUAUUGAGGAGUGGAGACAGAGGAUGUCCCUCGCAAUGACCAGCGGGUACCACAACCUGGUCCUUCAAUGGAACGUCCUUACCCUGCCCCAUCCGGACGACCCCAAAACAACCAUGGGCAACGCGCUAUGUUACCUAACGGACGACAGGGAGACGGAAGCGUCAGUCAUUCUGCUCGAAUCGGAGCAGUACUAG